UCUAACUUGAUUAUUAUUAUCAUCAUUGUGUUGUUGUUUUUGUUGAUAAAUAUUCAAUUCAUCUUGUCAUUUUGAUUUUAGAGUAAAUUAAUAGCAAAUAGCAACUACAAACAAUGUCUCGGCUUGAAGUUAAUGUAAGAAGAUUACUUGCUAAAUGUGAAUUAAUGGCAAAGGAAGAUGUUAGUGAAAAUUGGAGAUUAGAAAAGUAUGUUUUGGCACUUGAUGAAUUGGUUAAAAAAUUGAAUGAUGAUUUGAUAGAUAAACCAGCUAAAGAUACAAUUUCUGAAUAUAUAAAAAGAACUAAAUUUCUCAAAGGAAUCAUUGAAACAGCAAAAUUGUCUAGUCCAAUUGAACGAAUUGCAGCAACUCAAAUGUUAAGUAAAACAUCAUCAUCAUCCUUAUCAUCAAUAUCCAAUGAUAAUAACAAUACAUCCAGUAUAACAACUCAAAUACAUCAAAAAACAUCAGCAAAAUACAACAAAGAAUUGAGAGCUGAAUUAUUUAAUUCAAAUUCAUCAAAAGAUGGUCUUAAACAACGUUUAUUGAGUCCAUCAUCAAAUCAAGAUGACGAUUUAAAUUCAAUUCUUAAAUACAAUAAUGAUAUGCAAGAAAAAAUAGCUGAAAAUAUGAUGAUGAUGACAUCAAGUAUGAAAGAACAUGCAUUAACAGCAAAUGCAUUUAUAACAAAAGACGUUAAUAAACUUAUUAAAUCAGAUGAAUUAACUGAUAAAAAUACAGAAAAAUUAAAAAACGAAACAUUAAGACUUGAGGAACAUACUAAAUCACAAUGGAGAUGUUGGGUUUGGAUUAUGGUUGUAUUUGUUUUGACUGUUUUUUUCAAUAUGAUUAUAUUUAUGAAAUUUGCCAAGAAAAAAGUAUGAUUAUCACAUUUAUUUACAAAAAUAAAUACUACUGCUAUUUUAUAAAUUUGUUUUUGCUGUUAUUUAUAAUUUAUUUAAUAAAAUUUUAUUAUAUUGUA
Messenger RNA from Aphidius gifuensis, 979 nucleotides. RefSeq names its product vesicle transport protein USE1 (gene Use1). The record is from RefSeq and is a predicted model, not a curated record. Gene Ontology annotation, biological process: retrograde vesicle-mediated transport, Golgi to endoplasmic reticulum. Bases 114 to 881 code for a protein of 255 amino acids. Gene Ontology annotation, cellular component: endoplasmic reticulum; SNARE complex. NCBI's taxonomy places the organism in Eukaryota, Metazoa, Arthropoda, Insecta, Hymenoptera, Braconidae. The transcript has 4 exons. Gene Ontology annotation, molecular function: SNAP receptor activity.